AAAAACUUCAGUGUAAUAAUCUGGCAAUCUGUCAUUGCCGAAAAUGUCUGCGAGUUCUAAACGUACUGUUUAUGUUGGUGGGCUUGCAGAAGAAGUUAAUAAAGAUAUUAUUCAUGCUGCUUUUAUUCCAUUUGGUGAAAUAAUUGAUAUUCAAAUUCCUUUGGACUAUGAAACACAGAAACAUAGAGGCUUUGCCUUUGUGGAAUUUGAAGCUGCUGAGGAAGCUGCCGCUGCAAUUGAUAACAUGAAUGAUUCAGAACUUUUUGGAAGAACAAUAAGAGUAAAUUUGGCAAAACCAAUGAAAAUAAAAGAAGGCUCAACUAGAGCAGUUUGGUCUGAUGAUAGUUGGCUAAAAGAACAUGCUGGUGAAACGCUUCAGCAAGAUGAUGCUGAAGGUAAUACUAAAAGAAAACAUGAUGAAAAUGAGGAUGAAGAGCCUGAAAAGAAAAGACAGAAAUCUAACCCUACAGUAUAUUUAGAUAUUGCAAUUGAUGGAGAGGAAAUUGGACGUAUUCAAAUAAUGUUGAGGAAAGAUAUUGUUCCUCUUACAGCAGAAAAUUUCCGUUGCUUGUGUACACAUGAGAAAGGCUUUGGAUACAAAGGCAGCACAUUUCAUCGAAUAAUACCACAAUUUAUGUGUCAAGGUGGAGAUUUCACUAAUCAUAAUGGAACUGGGGGAAGAUCAAUUUAUGGCAAAAAAUUUGAUGAUGAAAAUUUUACACUGAAGCAUACUGGCCCAGGAAUACUUUCUAUGGCAAAUUCAGGUCCCAAUACUAAUGGCUCUCAGUUCUUUCUGACUACUGCAAAAACAGAAUGGUUGGAUGGAUUUCAUGUAGUUUUCGGACAAGUAAUCAGUGGCAUGGAAGUUGUAAAAAGAAUGGAGGUGUUGCAUUUCUUUUCAGAAAUGUGGCACUAAAACUGGAAAACCAACACAAAAAGUAGUAAUUGCUAAUUGUGGAGAGUUAUCUUGAUAAUAUGUUAUGAUAAUAAUUGUGUAAAUAAAUUUUAGCUAUCAA
Molecule: messenger RNA, 1016 nt
Organism: Stegodyphus dumicola
Lineage: Eukaryota; Metazoa; Arthropoda; Arachnida; Araneae; Eresidae
Gene: cyp33
Product: peptidylprolyl isomerase cyclophilin-33
Biological process (GO): protein peptidyl-prolyl isomerization; protein folding
Cellular component (GO): cytoplasm; mitochondrion
Molecular function (GO): RNA binding; cyclosporin A binding; peptidyl-prolyl cis-trans isomerase activity
Source: RefSeq, a predicted model, not a curated record